CGGAGCCGUCGCCAUUGCCUCCCUCGCCACCGCCGCCGUCCCCGGAUCCCCCUGGAGGCCGGUCUCCCUCUCCGCCCCCCUCACCACUACUUCCACCUGUACCUCCCUCACCUGCACCACCAUCUCCAUUACCGCCCUCCCCGCUACCACCAUCCCCAUCACCACCCUCGCCAGCUCCGCCCUCUCCACACCCCCCGUCACCUCCUCCACCAUCACCUGAGCCAUCGCCAAUGCCGCCGUCCCCACAGCCGCCCUCUCCACAACCGCCUUCCCCACAACCGUCGUCUCCGGAACCGCCUUCUCCACAACCGCCUUCUCCACAACCUCCAUCUCCGCAGCCGCCGUCUCCGGAACCGCCUUCUCCCGAACCACCAUCCCCGCUACCGCCUUCUCCCGAGCCCCCAUCGCCAUUACCGCCUUCUCCGCAACCUCCAUCUCCGCAGCCACCGUCUCCGCUACCGCCGUCGCCCGAGCCUCCAUCGCCGCUACCGCCUUCUCCACAAGCUCCAUCUCCGCAGCCACCGUCUCCGGAACCGCCUUCUCCCAAACCACCAUCGCCGCUACCGCCGUCGCCCGAGCCUCCAUCGCCGCUACCGCUGUCGCCCGAGCCUCAGUCGCCGCUACCGCCUUCUCCACAACCACCAUCGCCUUCACCACCCUCGCCGGAGCCGUCACCAUUGCCUCCCUCGCCACCGCCGCCGUCCCCGGAUCCCCCUGGAGGCCGGUCUCCCUCUCCGCCCCCCUCACCACUACUUCCACCUGUACCUCCCUCACCUGCACCACCAUCUCCAUUACCGCCCUCCCCGCUACCACCAUCCCCAUCACCACCCUCGCCAGCUCCGCCCUCUCCACACCCCCCGUCACCUCCUCCACCAUCACCUGAGCCAUCGCCAAUGCCGCCGUCCCCACAGCCGCCCUCUCCACAACCGCCUUCCCCACAACCGCCAUCUCCGGAACCGCCUUCUCCGGAACCGCCUUCUCCACAACCUCCAUCUCCGCAGCCACCGUCUCCGGAACCGCCUUCUCCCGAACCACCAUCCCCGCUACCGCCGUCGCCCGAGCCUCCAUCGCCAUUACCGCCUUCUCCACAACCUCCAUCUCCCCAGCCACCGUCUCCAGAACCGCCUUCUCCCGAGCCUCCAUCGCUGCUACCGCCGUCGCCAGAGCCUCCAUCUCCGCUACCGCCUUCUCCACAACCACCAUCGCCUUCACCACCCUCGCCGGAGCCUUCGCCAUUGCCUCCCUCGCCACAGCCACCGUCCCCGGAUCCCCCUGGAGGCCGGUCUCCCUCUCCGCCCCCCUCACCACUACUUCCACCUGUACCUCCCUCACCUGCACCACCAUCUCCAUUACCACCCUCCCCUCUACCACCAUCCCCAUCACCACCCUCGCCAGCUCCGCCCUCUCCACACCCCCCGUCACCUCCUCCACCAUCACCUGAGCCAUCGCCAAUGCCGCCGUCCCCACAGCCGCCCUCUCCACAACCGCCUUCCCCACUACCGGCGUCUCCGGAACCGCCUUCUCCACAACCGCCUUCUCCACAACCUCCAUCUCCGCAGCCACCGUCUCCAGAACCGCCUUCUCCUGAACCACCAUCGCCGCUACCGCCAUCGCCCGAGCCUCCAUCUCAUCUACCGCCUUCUCCACAACCACCAUCGCCUUCACCACCCUCGCCGGAGCCGUCGCCAUUGCCUCCCUCGCCACCGCCGCCGUCCCCGGAUCCCCCUGGAGGCCGGUCUCCCUCUCCGCCCCCCUCACCACUACUUCCACCUGUACCUCCCUCACCUGCACCACCAUCUCCAUUACCGCCCUCCCCGCUACCACCAUCCCCAUCACCACCCUCGCCAGCUCCGCCCUUUCCACACCCCCCGUCACCUCCUCCACCAUCACCUGAGCCAUCGCCAAUGCCGCCGUCCCCACAGCCGCCCUCUCCACAACCGCCUUCCCCACAACCGCCAUCUCCGGAACCGCCUUCUCCGGAACCGCCUUCUCCACAACCUCCAUCUCCGCAGCCACCGUCUCCGGAACCGCCUUCUCCCGAACCACCAUCCCCGCUACCGCCGUCGCCCGAGCCUCCAUCGCCAUUACCGCCUUCUCCACAACCUCCAUCUCCCCAGCCACCGUCUCCAGAACCGCCUUCUCCCGAGCCUCCAUCGCUGCUACCGCCGUCGCCAGAGCCUCCAUCUCCGCUACCGCCUUCUCCACAACCACCAUCGCCUUCACCACCCUCGCCGGAGCCUUCGCCAUUGCCUCCCUCGCCACAGCCACCGUCCCCGGAUCCCCCUGGAGGCCGGUCUCCCUCUCCGCCCCCCUCACCACUACUUCCACCUGUACCUCCCUCACCUGCACCACCAUCUCCAUUACCACCCUCCCCUCUACCACCAUCCCCAUCACCACCCUCGCCAGCUCCGCCCUCUCCACACCCCCCGUCACCUCCUCCACCAUCACCUGAGCCAUCGCCAAUGCCGCCGUCCCCACAGCCGCCCUCUCCACAACCGCCUUCCCCACUACCGGCGUCUCCGGAACCGCCUUCUCCACAACCGCCUUCUCCACAACCUCCAUCUCCGCAGCCACCGUCUCCAGAACCGCCUUCUCCUGAACCACCAUCGCCGCUACCGCCAUCGCCCGAGCCUCCAUCUCCUCUACCGCCUUCUCCACAACCACCAUCGCCUUCACCACCCUCGCCGGAGCCGUCGCCAUUGCCUCCCUCGCCACCGCCGCCGUCCCCGGAUCCCCCUGGAGGCCGGUCUCCCUCUCCGCCCCCCUCACCACUACUUCCACCUGUACCUCCCUCACCUGCACCACCAUCUCCAUUACCGCCCCCCCCGCUACCACCAUCCCCAUCACCACCCUCGCCAGCUCCGCCCUCUCCACACCCCCCGUCACCUCCUCCACCAUCACCUGAGCCAUCGCCAAUGCCGCCGUCCCCACAGCCGCCCUCUCCACAACCGCCUUCCCCACUACCGGCGUCUCCGGAACCGCCUUCUCCACAACCGCCUUCUCCACAACCUCCAUCUCCGCAGCCGCCGUCUCCGGAACCGCCUUCUCCCGAACCACCAUCGCCGCUACCGCCGUCGCCCGAGCCUCCAUCUCCGCUACCGCCUUCUCCACAACCUCCAUCUCCGCAGCCACCGUCUCCAGAACCGCCUUCUCCCGAGCCUCCAUCGCUGCUACCGCCGUCGCCAGAGCCUCCAUCUCCGCUACCGCCUUCUCCACAACCACCAUCGCCUUCACCACCCUUGCCGGAGCCGUCGCCAUUGCCUCCCUCGCCACCGCCGCCGUCCCCGGAUCCCCCUGGAGGCCGGUCUCCCUCUCCGCCCCCCUCACCACUACUUCCACCUGUACCUCCCUCACCUGCACCACCAUCUCCAUUACCGCCCUCCCCGCUACCACCAUCCCCAUCACCACCCUCGCCAGCUCCGCCCUUUCCACACCACCCGUCACCUCCUCCACCAUCACCUGAGCCAUCGCCAAUGCCGCCGUCCCCACAGCCGCCCUCUCCACAACCGCCUUCCCCACAACCGCCGUCUCCGGAACCGCCUUCUCCGGAACCGCCUUCUCCACAACCUCCAUAUCCGCAGCCACCGUCUCCGGAACCGCCUUCUCCCGAACCACCAUCCCCGCUACCGCCAUCGCCCGAGCCUCCAUCGCCGCUACCGCCUUCUCCACAACCUCCAUCUCCGCAGCCACCGUCUCCAGAACCGCCUUCUCCUGAGCCUCCAUCGCUGCUACCACCGUCGCCCGAGCCUCCAUCUCCGCUACCGCCUUCUCCACAACCACCAUCGCCUUCACCACCCUCGCCGGAGCCGUCGCCAUUGCCUCCCCCGCCACCGCCGCCGUCCCCGGAUCCCCCUGGAGGCCGGUCUCCCUCUCCGCCCCCCUCACCACUACUUCCACCUGUACCUCCCUCACCUGCACCACCAUCUCCAUUACCGCCCUCACCUCUACCACCAUCCCCAUCACCACCCUCGCCAGCUCCGCCCUCUCCACACCCCCCGUCACCUCCUCCACCAUCACCUGAGCCAUCGCCAAUGCCGCCGUCCCCACAGCCGCCCUCUCCACAACCGCCUUCCCCACAACCGCCGUCUCCGGAACCGCCUUCUCCGGAACCGCCUUCUCCACAACCUCCAUAUCCGCAGCCACCGUCUCCGGAACCGCCUUCUCCCGAACCACCAUCCCCGCUACCGCCGUCGCCCGAGCCUCCAUCGCCGCUACCGCCUUCUCCACAACCUCCAUCUCCGCAGCCACCGUCUCCAGAACCGCCUUCUCCUGAGCCUCCAUCGCUGCUACCGCCGUCGCCCGAGCCUCCAUCUCCGCUACCGCCUUCUCCACAACCACCAUCGCCUUCACCACCCUCGCCGGAGCCGUCGCCAUUGCCUCCCCCGCCACCGCCGCCGUCCCCGGAUCCCCCUGGAGGCCGGUCUCCCUCUCCGCCCCCCUCACCACUACUUCCACCUGUACCUCCCUCACCUGCACCACCAUCUCCAUUACCGCCCUCCCCUCUACCACCAUCCCCAUCACCACCCUCGCCAGCUCCGCCCUCUCCACACCCCCCGUCACCUCCUCCACCAUCACCUGAGCCAUCGCCAAUGCCGCCGUCCCCACAGCCGCCCUCUCCACAACCGCCUUCCCCACUACCGGCGUCUCCGGAACCGCCUUCUCCACAACCGCCUUCUCCACAACCUCCAUCUCCGCAGCCGCCGUCUCCGGAACCGCCUUCUCCCGAACCACCAUCGCCACUACCGCCGUCGCCCGAGCCUCCAUCUCCGCUACCGCCUUCUCCACAACCACCAUCACCUUCACAACCCUCGCCGGAGCCGUCGCCAUUGCCUCCCUCGCCAUUGCCGCCGUCCCCGGAUCCCCCUGGAGGCCGGUCUCCCUCUCCGCCCCCCUCACCACUACUUCCACCUGUACCUCCCUCACCUGCACCACCAUCUCCAUUACCGCCCUCCCCUCUACCACCAUCCCCAUCACCACCCUCGCCAGCUCCGCCCUCUCCACACCCACCGUCACCUCCCCCACCAUCCCCUGAGCCAUCGCCAAUGCCGCCGUCCCCACAGCCGCCCUCUCCACAACCGCCUUCCCCACAACGGCCGUCUCCGGAACCGCCUUCUCCACAACCGCCUUCUCCGCAACCUCCGUCUCCGGAACCGCCUUCUCCCGAACCACCAUCCCCGCUACCGCCGUCGCCCGAGCCUCCAUCGCCGCUACCGCCUUCUCCACAACCUCCAUCUCCGCAGCCACCGUCUCCGGAACCGCCUUCUCCCGAACCACCAUCGCCGCUACCGCCGUCGCCCGAGCCUCCAUUGCCGCUACCGCCUUCUCCACAACCACCAUCGCCUUCACCACCCUCGCCUGAGCCGUCGCCAUUGCCUCCCUCGCCACCGCCGCCGUCCCCGGAUCCCCCUGGAGGCCGGUCUCCCUCUCCGCCCCCCUCACCACUACUUCCACCUGUACCUCCCUCACCUGCACCACCAUCUCCAUUACCGCCCUCCCCUCUACCACCAUCCCCAUUACCACCCUCGCCAGCUCCGCCCUCUCCACACCCACCGUCACCUCCCCCACCAUCCCCUGAGCCAUCGCCAAUGCCGCCGUCCCCACAGCCGCCCUCUCCACAACCGCCUUCCCCACAACCGCCGUCUCCGGAACCGCCUUCUCCACAACCUCCAUCUCCGCAGCCACCAUCUCCGGAACCGCCUUCUCCCGAACCACCAUCCCCGCUACCGCCGUCGCCCGAGCCUCCAUCGCCGCUACCGCCUUCUCCACAACCUCCAUCUCCGCAGCCACCGUCUCCGGAACCGCCUUCUCCCGAACCACCAUCGCCACUACCGCCGUCGCCCGAGCCUCCAUCGCCGCUACCGCCUUCUCCACAACCACCAUCGCCUUCACCACCCUCGCCUGAGCCGUCGCCAUUGCCUCCCUCGCCACCGCCGCCGUCCCCGGAUCCCCCUGGAGGCCGGUCUCCCUCUCCGCCCCCCUCACCACUACUUCCACCUGUACCUCCCUCACCUGCACCACCAUCUCCAUUACCGCCCUCCCCGCUACCACCAUCCCCAUCACCACCCUCGCCAGCUCCGCCCUCUCCACACCCCCCGUCACCUCCUCCACCAUCACCUGAGCCAUCGCCAAUGCCGCCGUCCCCACAGCCGCCCUCUCCACAACCGCCUUCCCCACAACCGCCGUCUCCGGAACCGCCUUCUCCACAACCGCCUUCUCCACAACCUCCAUCUCCGCAGCCACCAUCUCCGGAACCGCCUUCUCCCGAACCACCAUCGCCGCUACCGCCGUCGCCCGAGCCUCCAUCGCCGCUACCGCCUUCUCCACAACCACCAUCGCCUUCACCACCCUCGCCGGAGCCGUCGCCAUUGCCUCCCUCGCCACCGCCGCCGUCCCCGGAUCCCCCUGGAGGCCGGUCUCCCUCUCCGCCCCCCUCACCACUACUUCCACCUGUACCUCCCUCACCUGCACCACCAUCUCCAUUACCAACAUCACCAUCACCCCGGCCUCCGUAUCCUCGUCCUCCUCUACCACGCCCGCCCUUUUCGCCUCCACCCUCGCCACGUCCACCCUCACCUCCGCCACCUUCUCCUCCGCCACCUUCUCCUCCGCCACCCUCACCUAAGCCACCCUCACCUAAGCCAUCUCCAAUCCCACCGUUACCGGUGCCCCCAUCACCACAUCCGACAUCCCCCCCUCCAUCACCGCAGCCUCCUUUACCUCUGCCCGAGCCACCUUCUCCACAACCGCCUUCACCGCAACCCGAACCUCCAUCGCCGUUUCCGGCCCCACCAUCGCCUCCAUCACCUCGGCCGCCUUCACCACCCCGUCCGUCACCUCGUCCACCGGCACCACAGCCGCCAUCACCGCCACCACCGUCUCCGGAUCCCCCCGGUGGACGAUCUCCAUCUCCACCUCCCACGCCCCCAUCGCCUCCGUCACCACCCUCGCCUCCUUCGCCCGCACCACCAGGGAUGCCCAGGCCUCCUCGCCGUCCAAAGCCAC
Astrephomene gubernaculifera is the source of this 7002-nucleotide messenger RNA. NCBI's taxonomy places the organism in Eukaryota, Viridiplantae, Chlorophyta, Chlorophyceae, Chlamydomonadales, Astrephomenaceae. The record is from the annotation of a GenBank genome assembly.